Messenger RNA from Coregonus sp. 'balchen', 43957 nucleotides. The record is from the annotation of a GenBank genome assembly. Lineage: Eukaryota; Metazoa; Chordata; Actinopteri; Salmoniformes; Salmonidae.
AUGGUGCCGAAGGACGUUUAUGAAGAGCAGAUGCUGGUGAGCCGUGAGAGGAGAUGCAGAGAGCAUUCUAUCUGAGCGACUUGGACAUGCCUGAAAGAUGAUUUUACACAGGAUGGCAUGGGAGCUGUGCCAAGGGCAUGGCCACCACAAGGACUUUGUGCUCUCAGUCAAACAUGGUCGGUCAAAGUGACGAAAGCCUGUACCAGGAAGUUUUGUCAUUAGCUCACAACAGCUUGAUUUUGUGGAACUGGUUGUUCAAAACAGCAUUUGCCUACGCUCUCGAUAGGCUGUCUCUGUCUCACUCACACAUUAAAUCACUUGCAAUAAUAUGCCUAUAGGACCCUACAUUAACCACCAUUUCUCCCACUCUCUCCCCCAGACUUGAUCCACUGCACCAAUGAGAUGAACGUGAACAUCCCCCAGCUGGCAGACACAUUGUUUGAAAGGACUGCCAACACCAGCUGGGUGGUAGUCUUCAAGUCUCUCACCGCCACACACCACCUCAUGGUCUACGGCAACGAGGUGAGCAAAACCUGUCUGAAACUCCAUGGAGUAGGGUGAAGCUGCCCCUAGAUGCUGACCUUGGGUCAGUUGUGCAUUUUCCCCACUCAUGGUGAAGGUUAGGAUUGGGGGAGAGAGCUGAUCCUAGAUCUGUACCUGGGGAAACUUCACCCCGGAGCUCUGCAACUCCACACUCCCAGCAGAGCCAUAUACUGUACAGUAUAAUAGAUCUGACUCCCAGGUGAUCAGAGAGGCAUAUCAUGCAAAAUUCCAAAUCAACCCCUAGCCCUCCCAUCAUAAUGGUACCAAUGGCAGCCCAAUUCUGAUCUGUUGCCACAUAUAGUCCCAGUCGGUAUUAGAUAGAUAGAACGUAGUGGCCCUGCCCUCCUGUGGUGAAACAACCUGUGGUUACCUAGGUUUUCCCAUUGGCUCACAGCAAAAACGUCACCUUUUUCAAAUUCAAUUUUCUUGUUGUGUGCUUGUUUUAGUCAAUUACGAAAUAAGAAAAGUACAUGUCUAAAAAUUACUUUUCAACAUUUUCUGCUCCCGAACAUUCUCACUACUUAGUAAACCAUAAAAUUGUAGGGCUUCCCUCAUGCCCCUUUUCAGCCACGUGUGUGCUAGCUAGCCAAGACCAACAACAUAAACAAACAGACUAUAUAGCUACAAUUUAGUGAGUGCAGUUACAAACGGACUGUACUAAUCAAGUUAAAUGUCUUACCUGUGAUUAAAUGUUUUCCACACACAUAGCUACGUGGAGCCUACAUGGACACCGGGUACCCACAUUUCCCACUCUCCCAUGCCGAAUAGCCUGGAGUCACAGGUCGCUUCUCGCAGGCACUAUUUCCCUACACGGGAGCAUUGCGAACUGUAGGUUGGGAUAUUUGACCUGGUUACAUGUACAGUGAGGGGAAAAAAGUAUUUGAUCCCCUGCUGAUUUUGUAUGUUUGCCCACUAACAAAGACAUGUUCAGUCUAUAAUUUUAAUGGUAGGUUUAUUUGAACAGUGAGAGACAGAAUAACAACAAAAAAAUCCAGAAAAACGUAUGUCAAAAAUGUUAUAAAUUGAUUUGCAUUUUAAUGUGGGAAAUAAGUAUUUGACCCCUCUGCAAAACAUGACUUAGUACUUGGUGGCAAAACCCUUGUUGGCAAUCACAGAGGUCAGAUGUUUCUUGUAGUUGGCCACCAGGUUUACAAACAUCUCAGGAGGGAUUUUGUUCCACUCCUCUUUGCAGAUCUUCUCCAAGUCAUUAAGGUUUCGAGGCUGGCGUUUGGCAACUCGAACCUUCAGCUCCCUCCACAGAUUUUCUAUGGGAUUAAGGUCUGGAGACUGGCUAGGCCACUCCAGGACCUUAAUGUGCUUCUUCUUGAGCCACUCCUUUGUUGCCUUGGCCGUGUGUUUUGGGUCAUUGUCAUGCUGGAAUACCCAUCCACGACCCAUUUUCAAUGCCCUGGCUGAGGGAAGUAGUUUCUCACCCAAGAUUUGACGGUACAUGGCCCCGUCCAUCGUCCAUUUGAUGCGGUGAAGUUGUCCUCUCCCCUUAGCAGAAAAACACCCCCAAAGCAUAAUGUUUCCACCUCCCAUGUUUGACGGUGGGGAUGGUGUUCUUGGGGUCAUAGGCAGCAUUCCUCCUCCUCCCAACACGGCGAGUUGAGUUGAUGCCAAAGAGCUCGAUUUUCGUCUCAUCUGACCACAACACUUUCACCCAGUUCUCCUCUGAAUCAUUCAGAUGUUCAUUUGCAAACUUCAAACGGGCCUGCAUAUGUGCUUUCUUGAGCAGGGGGACCUUGCGGCGCUGCAGGAUUUCAGUCCUUCACGGCGUAGUGUGUUACCAAUUGUUUUCUUGGUGACUAUGGUCCCAGCUGCCUUGAGAUCGUUGACAAGAUCCUCCUGUGUAGUUCUGGGCUGAUUCCUCACCGUUCUCAUGAUCAUUGCAACUCCACGAGGUGAGAUCUUGCAUGGAGCCAGGCCGAGGGAGAUUGACAGUUCUUUUGUGUUUCUUCCAUUUGCUAAUAAUCGCACCAACUGUUGUCACCUUCUCACCAAACUGCUUGGCGACGGUCUUGCAGCCCAUUCCAGCCUUGUGUAGGUCUACAAUCUUGUCCCUGACAUCCUUGGAGAGCUCUUUGGUCUUGGCCAUGGUGGAGAGUUUGGAAUCUGAUUGAUUUGCUUCUGUGGACAGGUGUCUUUUUUAUACAGGUAACAAGCAGAGAUUAGGAGCACACUCUUAAAGGGAGUGCUCCUAAUCUCAGCUUGUUACCUGUAUAAAAGACACCUGGGAGCCAGAAAUCUUUCUGAUUGAGAGGGGGUCAAAUACUUAUUUCCCUUAUUAAAAUGCAAAUCAAUUUAUAACAUUUUUUGACAUGCGUUUUUCUGGAUUUUUUUGUUGUUAUUCUGUCUCUCACUGUUCAAAUAAACCUACCAUUAAAAUUAUAGACUGAUCAUUUCUUUGUCAGUGGGCAAACGUACAAAAUCAGCAGGGAAUCAAAUACUUUUUUCCCCCUCACUGUACAUUGAACACAGUAGCUUAUCAGCAUGUUUUGUUAUUUCUGUAUAACAAAAAAUUGACGAAGUUGGCUCUUUUAUAGUGGGGGUCAAUAGGAUAUAAAUUUGUUUUCACCAAUUUGUGGGUGUGGUCGAUGGGAAUUCCUUUAUUAUUAUUAUGUGAAUAUCGACUCGUGUUAUUGGUCUUUUCACCAAUUGAAUCAGAUCUUUUGCCAUUAAUUGGGCAAAGAAUCUGAAUUGGGCAGCCUGUGUGUAAACACGGUGUCGUGACGUGACUUACUUUAAUAUAUGACUGUUAUUUAUCGAAUCACCUAACUAUGUUUAAUUGUUACUUGACUAAAUGAAUCAUGUAACAAUUAACUCUUUAGGAAUUUGGGGCACCACGGAAGAAGUUGUUUAACGAGUUACCAUCUCCAGAAUUAAACUCUAGAAGAUAUGUUAUAUAUCGAUAAGUCACUUAUUAAAUAAUUACCUCUUAUCAGUCUCAUUCUGAACGUUGCAUAAUCCUUGAACCUGCAAGAACCCUAACCUUAUUGAUAAAUCAGCAAUACACAAAUUGGCUUAAUUAUUUAUUUAAUAACUAUCUCAUUAUGGUAUGUGGUGAAAUAAGUAUAGCCAGUUAUAAUUGUAAUGGCUUAGCAGAUAAUAACAAAAGAACAACAAUAUUUACAUGGCUCAAAGAAGGAAUAUAAUAUAUAUUGUUUACAGGAAACUCAUUCAACAAUUCUAGAUGAAGUUGUGUGGAAAAAGGAAUGGGGGGGCGAAAUAUACUUCUCCCAUGGGCAAAGAAACUCAAAAGGGGUGAUGAUAUUAACAGUAAUUUCCGAAUCUGCAAAUUGUCCAAACAGAUCCGCAAGGUAGGUGGAUUAUUUUUAAAUAUGUUAUUGGACCAUAAACAGAUAUGGCUCAUUAACCUUUACGGACCAAAUAAUGAUGAUCCACACUUUUUUGACAAUGUAUAUAAUAAAUUAUCAACCCUGCAAGCAAUACAAGACUCUAUUAUUAUGGUGGGAGAUUCUAAUACUGUUUUAAAUAGCUCAAUGGACCGUAAAGGAAAUCACACUACAAACUAUCACCCUCAUGCUCUUAAGGAAAUCGUGAAUGUCAUGGAUACAUUAGAACUAUAGAUGUAUGGAGGCUUAAAUAUCCUGAUCUAGUGAGAUAUCUACAUGGCGGAGACUCAAUCAAGCUAGUCGUCUUGACUUCUUUCUUAUGUCAUUCUCGUUGGCACCAAAAGUUAGUGUUGAUAGGGGACAAAAUGUGGUCGGACCAUCAUAAUUGGCAUAUACAUUACUCUUACUGAAUUUCCACGUGGGCGAGGAUAUUGGAAAUGUAAUCAAAGCCUAUUGGAUAAUAACUUGUUUUUAACUAGGACAGAGGAAUUUAUAACUGAUUUUUUCAGACAAAACAUAGGUACAGCAAAUCCCCUUAUUGUAUGGGAUGCUUUUAAAUGUGCCUUUUUAGAGGCCAUGCAAUUCAGUACUCAUCUCGAAAACAAAAGCAAUUUAGGUCAAAAGAGUCCACACUAACAAAGGAAAUAGAAGGUCUAACAAAACAGAUAGAUAGCAAUAAAAACUGUAACAUAGAGGCUCAGAAUAAAUUAGAGGAAAAACAAAAAGAAAUGGAGAAACUUAUUCAAGAAAGAUCAAGUGUAAUAUAUUAUAAAAAUAACGCAAACUGGAUGGAAUAUGGGGAAAAAUGCACCAAAUUCUUUUUUAAUCUUCAACAUAGAAAGGCUAUCAAAAAUAAUUUACAAAUGACAGUCACCCAUGAUUCACCAAAUUAUAUUUUGAAGGAGGAAGCAAAGUACUUUAAGCAUAUGUUUUCAUUUCAGUCGCCUCCAUCUCCUCUAACUGAAGCUUUUCUAUUGAUAAUGUAAAAUUAACAGCCAUACAGAAAGACACUCAUGUGAAGGUGAAAUUACAGAGGAGGAACUUCUGGAUGCAAUUAAGACUUUGUCCUGGAAAACUCCAGGGUUGGAUGGCAUACCAGUCGAGGUAUACCAAACCUUUUUUGAUAUACUCAGGACCGUUAUUAGCAUGUUUUAACCACUCCUAUGUAAAUGGUAGAUUAUCAGACACUCAAGAAGGUCUGAUUUCAUUAUUACUGAAACAAGAUACAAGUGGAUAAUAUAAUUGGAGGCCCCUUACACUUCAGUGUUGUGAUGCAAAAAUUCUAGCAAAAUGUAUAGCGCAUAGAAUUAAAAAAGGUAUUGUCGGACAUUAUUCAUUCUAAUCAGACAGGUUUUUUACAUGGACGAUACAUUGGAGAUAAUAUAAGGCAAGUACUGGAAACAAUAGAACACUAUGAAAAAUAUGGGAAACCAGGCCUGCUAUUCAUAGCAGACUUUGAAAAGGCAUUUGAUAAAGUACGACUGUGGUUUAUAUAUAAAUGCCUGGAGCAUUUCAAUUUUGGAGAAUCUCUUUAUAAAAUGGGGAAAAAUCAUUUAUAGUAAGCCUAGGUGUAAAAUAGUAAAUAAUGGCACUUUCUCCAAAUGUUUUCAACUGUCAAGAGGAGUGAAACAAGGUUGUCCACUAUCAGCAUAUCUAUGUAUUAUGGCCAUCGAGAUGUUAGCUAUUAAAAUCAGAUCCAACAAUAAUAUCAAGGGAUUAGAAAUCCAGGGCUUAAAAACAAAGGUGUCAUUGUACGCUGAUGAUUAAUGUGUUUAAAUCCACAACUUGAAUCCCUCCACAGCCUCAUAGAGGAUCUAGAUACAUUUUCUAACCCCUCUGGAUUACAACCAAAUUAUGAUUAAAUGUACUAUAUUACGUAAUGGAUCACUAUAAAAUAAAAAAUGUACAGUACCAUGUAGUUUACCAAUUAAAUGGUCUGAUGGUGAUGUGGAUAUACUCGGAAUACAUAUCCCAAAUGAAAUAAAUAAUCUCACUCCAAUAAAUUUUAAUAGAACGUUAGCAAAGAUCUUGCUACCAUGGAAAGGUAAAUACCUGUCAAUUUGUGGAAAAAUCACCCUGAUUAACUCUUUAGUAUUAUCCCAGUUUACCUAUUUGCUUAUGGUCUUGCCAUGCCUAGCGAACAGUUUUGAUAUUCAAUUUUAUUUGGAACGGCAAGCCAGACAAAAUUGAAUGGGGCUAUUUAUUUAAUGAAUAUGGAGGACAGAAAUGAUUAAAUAUUAAAGCAUUAGACCUAUCACUAAAAGCUUCAGUCAUACAAAAGUUAUACUUAAAUCCGAACUGGUUCUCUAGCAAAUUAGUAAGAUUCUCACCCAAUGUUCAAGAAUGGCCUUUUUCCCUUUAUUCAGAUUACAACCUCUCACUUUCAGUUAUUUGAAAAGUAAUCUCCCAAAUAUCACUAUUUCUAAAACAAGCCAUAGAAAGUUGGUUGCAAUUUCAAUGUAAUACUCCAGAAAUGACAGAACAAAUAAUGCAACAAAUAUUGUGGUAAAACUCAAAUAUACUAAUUGAUAAAAAUACCAUUAUUUUUAAAAAACAUUUUCAAAAAAUGUAUGAUCUUCGUAAAUUAUAUCAUAGGUAGGACUGGUGGAGUUAUGUCGCACAUGCAGCUAACAAAAACUUAUGGAAAUGUCUGCUCUACCCAAAAUUACAAACAAAUAAUUGCAGCAUUAUCGCAAAAAUGGAAGAGGAAAGUGGAAGGGGGAAAAAGUAAGGAACUUGUCUGCAUUAAAGAAAAUUGUGAUGAAUAAGAAAGUAUACCAGUUUCAUUUCAGGACCAAAGGAUUGACAGCCGUCCCAUAUACAGUUGAUGUCGGAAGUUUACAUACACUUAGGUUGGAGUCAUUUAAAACUCGUUUUUCAACCACAAAACUAUAGUUUUGGCAAGUCGGUUAGGACAUCUACUUUGUGCGUGACACAAGUAAUUUUUCCAACAAUUGUUAACAGACAGAUUAUUUCACUUAUCAUUCACUGUAUCACAAUAUCAGUGGGUCAGAAGUUGACUGUGCAUUUAAACAGCUUGGAAAAUUCCAGAAAAUUAUGUCAUGGCUUUAGAAGCUUCUGAUAGGCUAAUUGACAUAAUUUGGGUCAAUUGGAGGUAUACCUGUGGAUGUAUUUCAAGGCCUACCUUCAAACUCAGUGCCUCUUUGCUUGACAUCAUGGGAAAAUCAAAAUAAAUCAGUCAAGACCUCAGAAAAAGAAUUGUAGACCUCCACAAGUCUGGUUCAUCAUUUGGAGCAAUUUCCAAAUGCCUGAAGGUACCAGGUUCAUCUGUACAAACAGAUCCUGUCCUAUGUCGACAUAACCCGAAAGGCCGCUCAGCAAGGAAGAAGCCACUGCUGCAAAACCGCCAUAAAAAAGCCAGACUAUGGUUUGCCACUGCACAUGGGGACAAAGAUCCAACUUUUUUGACAAAUGUCCUCUGGUCUGAUGAAACAAAAAUAGAACUGUUUGGCCAUAAUGGCCAUCGUUAUGUUUGGAGGAAAAGGGGGGUGGGUUGCAAGCCAAAGAACACCAUCCCAACUGUGAUGCUGUGGGGGUGCUUUGCUGCUGGAGGGAUUGGUGCACUUCACAAAAUAGGUGGCAUCAUGAGGAAGGAAAAUUAUGUGGAUAUAUUGAAGCAACAUCUCAAGACAUCAGUCAGGAAGUUAAAGCUUGGUCGCAAAUGGGUCUUCCAAAUGGACAAUGACCCCAAGCAUACUUCCAAAGUUGUGGCAAAAUGGCUUAAGGACAACAAAGUCAAGGUAUUGGAGUGGCCAUCACAAAGUCCUGACCUCAUUCCUAUAGAAAAUGUGUGGGCAGAACUGAAAAUGCAUGUGCGAGCAAGGAGGUCUAAAAACCUGACUCAGUUACACCAGCUCUGUCAGGAGGAAUGGGCCAAAAUUUACCCAACUUAUUGUGGGAAGCUUGUGGAAGGCUACCCGAAACGUUUGACCCAAGUUAAACAAUUUAAAGGCAAUGCUACCAAAUGCUAAUUGAGUGUAUGUAAACUUCUGACCCACUGUGAAUGUGAUGAAAGAAAUAAAAGCUGAAAUAAAAAAUUCUCUCUACUAUUAUUCUGACAUUUCACAUUCUUAAAAUAAAGUGGUGAUCCUAACAGACCUAAGACAGGGGAUUUUUACUAGGAUUAAAUGUUAGCCAAAUACAUUUAAAAACUCAGUUUUUCACAAUUCCUAAGGUGUAUAUAAUAUAAACUUCUGACUUCACUGUAGAUUGCAAAAUAGAUGGGAAGAGAUUUUUGAUGUACCGAUUCCAUGGCAUAGUGUUGAUGAAUUUACGCAAAACGACGCCGGAUUAAAAACUUAUUAUACAAAAUUCUUGCUACCAAUAGAAUGUUAUUUAUAUGGGGGAUACAAUCUUCCCAGCUCUGCAGAUUUUGCUGCAAAAAUACAAUCAUUAGAUCAUUUGUUUUGGUACUGUCCAUUUGUAGCUUGUUUUUGGACACAGGUCUUUGUCUCCCGAGUGGCGCAGUGGUCUAAGGCACUGCAUCGCAGUGCUAGCUGUGCCACUAGAGAUCCUGGUUCGAAUCCAGGCUCUGUCGUAGCUUGCCGCGACCGGGAGACCCAUGGGGCGGCGCACAAUUGGCCCAGCGUCGUCCAGGGUAGGGGAGGGAAUGGUCGGCAGGGAUGUAGCUCAGUUGGUAGAGCAUGGCGUUUGCAACGACAGGGUUGUGGGUUCGAUUCCCACAGGGGGUUGGAAAAAAUAAAUAAUGUAUGCAUUCACUAACUGUAAGUCGCUCUGGAUAAGAGCGUCUGCUAAAAUGACUAAAAUGUAAAAUAUCCAGGAAUGGCUAAAGGAUUGCAAUAUUUACCUGGAGCUAACCCUGCAGAUAGCACUACUGGGUGAUCUGAAAAGUCAUAGUCAAUCGAUCAAUAAUAUAAUAAUGUUUUUAGCAAAAAUGUUUAUUUUCAAUUUACAAUCUGUAGAAACAAUGAUAAUAGAAGGGUUCAGAACUUUUUUUAAACAUCACAGUACAGUUGAAAAAUAUAUGGCAAAUACAAAUCCAAUAUGGAUGGUGUUAAGCGAUAGAUGGGUGGUGUUAAAUGGAGUUGAAGGAUGGGACUAAUAACUAUCAACAGCUAAUAACAACAAGAUCACUAAUGUAAAGCAUGCUGUGUCCAUAAUAAGUAUAUAGGUUAUACGUUGAGAGCUUUUGUGAAAGAACACAGUUAGAAAGAUAUGGCAUAUAGAAGCAAACCGGAUGGACAUCAUGAAAAUGAUCGGAGGGGUUGAGAGUAGAGAAAGUUCAGGAGUAAAAACAAAUAAUAGAAUGAUUGUAAAAUUGACUGUGUCCAUAAAAUGUGUAUAUAGUAUGUAUAAGCUGGAAGUAGAGGCCUAACCAUUGUUGUUUACUCCAAUUAGGGAAGGGGUGGUGUGGGUUAGAAAGUAAUAAAGGGUAAUAAAAUAUAUAUAUAUAUAUAUUAUUAUUUUUUUUAAGGAUACGUGUGUAUAUUUAUGUGUGCAUGCAAGGGGGGGAAAAAAACGUAGGAUUGGAAGUGAUGCAGACAAUUCCAUUGAUGGAAGUUACAAUCUGAUCUACCCCCUAAAAAAACUAAAAAAAAACAACUAAAUAAUAACACAAUAUACACACACACACACACACACACACACACACACACACACACACACACACACAGGUUAUUGAUGACUAACAUAAUACAAUGAAGACAGGUCCCUAGUGGACUGGACUAACAAUCGCAUGAAUGCUUGGGUAGAAGGAGGGUCAGAGUGGAAGGGAGAGACAGAGAUUCAAACUAUCGUGGUUACUUUGGAAACUACGCUCACGUAAAUAUAAAUGCUUAAAACUCCACUAAACGCUCAUUUGGAUUAGAAAUGCAACCUGUAUUUACGUGUAGCUGUCCUCGAUAGUUGAGUUGAUGAUGUAGGACUCUGGUUUGUCCACCAGAGAUCCCAGUGUCCUUAGUAGAGGUUCUGGUCGUAGUGGUGGUUAGAAUGGAUACUUUCAGAUGUACCAGCGGUUGUCGGAGAGGGAUUGUCCUUCCCAACUCGUGUCUUUAGUGAAAGUUCUCUAAACGACUAUUCAUGCCAGCUGCAGACAGAUUAUAAGGUCUAGUUCAAUGUCAAAUCAAAUUUUAUUGGUCACAUGCGCCGAAUACAACAGGUGCAGACAUUACAGUGAAAUGCUUACUUACAGCCCUUAACCAACAGUGCAUUUAUUUUUAACAAAAAAAGUAAAAAUAAAACAACAACAAAAAAAGUGUUGAGAAAAAAAAGAGCAGAAGUAAAAUAAAAUAACAGUAGGGAGGCUAUAUAUACAGGGGGGUACCGUUGCAGAGUCAAUUUGCGGGGGCACCGGCUAGUUGAGGUACAUGUGGGUAGAGUUAAAGUGACUAUGCAUAAAUAAUUAACAGAGUAGCAGCAGCGUAAAAAGGAUGGGGUGGGGGGGCAGUGCAAAUAGUCCGGGUAGCCAUGAUUAGCUGUUCAGGAGUCUUAUGGCUUGGGGGUAGAAGCUGGGACCUAGACUUGGCACUCCGGUACCGCUUGCCGUGCGGUAGCAGGGAGAACAGUCUAUGACUAGGGUGGCUGGAGUCUUUGACAAUUUUGAGGGCCUUCCUCUAACACCGCCUGGUAUAGAGGUCCUGGAUGGCAGGAAGCUUGGCCCCAGUGAUGUACUGGGCCGUACGCACUACCCUCUGUAGUGCCUUGCGGUCGGAGGCCAAGCAGUUGCCAUACCAGGCGGUGAUGCAACCAGUCAGGAUGCUCUCGAUGGUGCAGUUGUAGAAUUUUUUGAGGAUCUGAGGACCCAUGCCAAAUCUUUUCAGUCUCCUGAGGGGGAAUAGGCUUUGUCGUGCCCUCUUCACAACUGUCUUGGUGUGUUUGGACCAUGAUAGUUUGUUGGUGAUGUGGACACCAAGGAACUUGAAGCUCUCAACCUGUUCCACUACAGCCCCGUCGAUGAGAAUGGGGGCGUGCUCAGUCCUCUUUUUUUUCCCUGUAGUCCACAAUCAUCUCCUUUGUCUUGGUCACGUUGAGGGAGAGGUUGUUGUCCUGGCACCACACGGCCAGGUCUCUGACCUCCUCCCUAUAGGCUGUCUCAUCGUUGUCGGUGAUCAGGCCUACCACUGUUGUGUCGUCGGCAAACUUAAUGAUGGUGUUGGAGUCGUGCCUGGCCAUGCAGUCAUGGGUGAACAGAGAGUACAGGAGGGGACUGAGCACGCACCCCUGAGGGGCCCCCGUGUUGAGGAUCAGUGUGGCAGAUGUGUUGUUACCUACCCUUACCACCUGGGGGCGGCCCGUCAGGAAGUCCAGGAUCCAGUUGCAGAGGGAGGUGUUUAGUCCCAGGAUCCUUAGCUUAGUGAUGAGCUUAGAGGGCACUAUGGUGUUGAAUGCUGAGCUGUAGUCAAUGAAUAGCAUUCUCACGUAGGUGUUCCUCUUGUCCAGGUGGGAAAGGGCAGUGUGGAGUGCAAUAGAGAUUGCAUCAUCUGUGGAUCUGUUGGGGCGGUAUGCAAAUUGGAGUCUUCUUCUUCACCUCGUUGAGAGUUUCAGAGUUUCUCCAUUUCAAACGUGUGGACUCACGUUUUCUGGUCUAACCAUUUUGUAACGUGUAACUUCAGCUUCAUGCUUCCUGGUCUGGUAGAAAUUCAACCAUUUGCAACAUCCAGCUUAUACUGUAAUCUGCUUGGUCUUCCUUUGGUAAUGGAGUUGUAGUUUUAAACCAUUUUGUAACGUUUAGCUCACGCUUCACGUCUGCUGGUCUAAUGUUAAUUUGUUUUUCAAGGCUUUUUAUGCACUCUAGGUAAAAGGGGCAUUCCAUCAUGUUUGUGCUCAUCUGGGUGUGGCCACUGACUGAGAACAAAUCAAUAUGGAAAACAAUCAUCUCAUCUAGAAUGCUAAAAUCACAUUGUUAUCUUCACAAAAGUAUUAUUAUACUUAAUCAUUCAUUUUAUACCACAAUUAGAUGCAAACCUUAUAACUGGGAAGUGUACACCCCCAGAGAUACAGUUAUGUUGUUCCACCAUCUUUAAUGACAUCACAACAUGGUAACAAAUUUGACAUGAUUGUUCUUUUAGUCGCCAACCAUUUCCCACAUUCUUUGAAGAAUGAAUUGUUUCAUUUUCCACUUUUGGAUGUUGGAGUUUUGGCGGGAAGAAUGUCUGUGUUAACAAAGUUGUCCUUUUUCCCAAUACUUCAUGGCAAGGAAGAGAGAGCGCGGUAUUUACAUAAAACUGGCCCCCAGGAAAGGGGGUGUUCAAACCUUUGCCUAGCCGGCAUCUUUGAUCCUCAGCCCAUGAGGGCAAGUCAUGACAACAGCCUAAUAGUGGUGUUGAGUUAAGGUAUUUUGAAAUCCAUUUUAACACUGGUUGUUUUGAAGUGAAGCCGUAUCUAGUGACAGAGUUGUGUAAUUUAACAUACUUCUUUUGGGGGACUCCCGAGCGGUCUAAGGCACUGCAGUGCUUGCGGCGUCAUUACAGAUCUGGGUCGAUCCCAGGCUGUGUCGCAGCCGGCCUCGACUGGGAGACCCAUGAGGUGACGCACAAUUGGCCCAGCAUCGUCCGGGUUAGGGGAGGGUUUGGCCGGCCGGGAUGUCCUUGUCCCAUCGCGGUCUAGCGACUCCUGUGGAGGGCCGGGCGCAUGCACGCUGACACGGUCGCCAGUUGUACGGUGUUUCCUCUGACACAUUGGUGCCGCUGGCUUCCGGGUUAAGUGAGCAGUGUGUCAAGAAGCAGUGUGGCUUGGCAGGGUCGUGUUUCGGAGGACGCAUGGCUCUCGACCUUCGCCUCUCCCAAGUCCGUACGGGAGUUAUAGCGAUGGGACAAGACUGUAACUACCAAUUUGGAUAUCAUAAAACAAAUAAUAAUACUUAUUAUUUUGAGAAGGUGCUCUUAUGUAACAUUGCUAUGCAUUUUCAAUUGCUGUUGGUGAAUGCAAUUAUUGACUAUGAGUUCCUUUCGUAUUACAGAAAGUUUUCACAACUGUUUCUGUGUUGCAGAGAUUUAUACAGUACCUGGCUUCAAGGAAUACGCUUUUUAACCUCAGUAACUUUUUGGACAAAAGUGGCCUACAAGGUGAGUGAAGUCAGCUCUGAAGCACUCUCUGUAUUUUAUCACAGGUUCAGUAUGGUCUACACUGUAUGAGCUGAAAUGCUCCAGUAUCUUAAGGCCUAUUCUCUCAGGGCACUCAACAGGGCCGUGUUCAGCAGGGCACAAUGUCGUUGAACGUUCAGAUAGGCAUGCUUGUUCUAGAAAAAAUAUUUAUAUCUGACAUGUAGAAUAAGGAAUCACGUCAGCUCUAUUCAAGAACUGCAACGUUCCAUAACUUUUGCCUACUAAACGUGUUUGUGUGUGUGUGUGUGUGCGACAACAGGCAAGACUGAGAGUGGAGAACUGUUCUUUUAAACGGUCCUGCCCUUUUCCCCUCCGCUCUAUUCCCAAUGGAAUGGUUAAGGCAUAAUGGCAGACACUCCACUCAUAUCAUGCGCAGCAGAAUUUAUUUACUCAAGGUUGUUUCCCAUGUUAACAAGAUGCCUGGCAGCCCAGACCAGUGGGACUUUCAAGUGGGAGUAUAAUGGUAGAGUAAACAUCCCUAAUCAUAAUAACCCACAUUCCUUUAGUCAUGUUGUGUUACUUAUAAAUGAGGGUAAUAGGGAGCUGUCAGUUUGUUUAAGGAUGGUGACUUGAUUGAGGUUGGGGAGUAUAGCACUCAUGACAGAAAUCCACGAUGGUGAGCUGUCGAAGACGGCCUGUUGAGCAUUUACUUUAGAAGAAAAUACGGGGCGGACCAUAUUCAUGAUACAGACAGUAUUUAUGAUAGUUCAUGAUCAUUGUCAUCAAUCAAUCAAAUGUAUUUAUAAAGCCCUUUUUACAACAGCAGAUGUCACAAAGUGCUAUACAGAAACCCAGCCUAAAACCCCAAACCGCAAGCAAUGCAGAUGUUGGAAGUAAGGUUGUCACAAUACUCAGUAUUGAAGAAAUCAGUAAACUAAGUACAAUCGCUUGGAAAAUAAACGUGACAGCCUUGAGUCCCAUCCGGGUUUUUUUCAAGCUAUUGCGCACAAUAGUUAAAGGACCAGACAAUUCAGUUAGUUUUAUUUGUUUCCAUGGUAGGCUUUCACGAGUAUCAUGAUAGUAUGACAUUGGUAUCACGGCAACACUGGAACACACACUUGAAGUGUCCUAAAGUCUGCCUGUGUCUUUUGUCUCACGGCAUGUGGCACAUACCAGUAACUGCCAAAAUAAAGGAAACACUUGAGUAAAUGAGGGACACAAAGUAUAUUGAAAGCAGGUGCUUCCACAUAGGUGUGGUUCCUGAGCAAUUCCUAAGCAAUUAACAUCCCAUCAUGCUUAGGGUCAUACAUAAAAAUGCAGUUACCCAUUAUUUUUUGCUACAAUGGCUAUCCCCCCAUGGGAUGACAAUGCCCCAUCAACAGGGAACGAGUUGUCACUGAAUGGUUUGAUGAGCAUGAAAACGAUGUAAACCAUAUGCCAUGGCCGUCUCAGUCACCAGAUCUCAACCCAAUUGAACACUGAUGGGAGGUUCUGGAGUGGCGCCUGAGACAGCGUUUUCCACCACCAUCAACAAAACAGCAAAUUAUGGAAUUUGUCGUGGAAGAAUGAUGUUGCAUCCCUCCAGUAGAGUUCGACACUUGUAGAAAGUAUGGUAAGGCACAUUGGAGCUGUUCUGGCUCGUGGUGGCCCAACGUCCUAUUAAGACACUUUAUGUUGGUGUUUCUUUUAUUUUGGCAGUUACCUGUAUAUCCACCAAAAAACUCUGAAGUAGUCUUCAUUUCCAAAAUGAAUGGAAAGAAUGUGCCUCCGCUUAUUGUAUCUCUUAGUUCCCCAAAUAAACAGCUAAGAGUAUAGGCUAGUUGUUUGAAAAGGUGAUUACGUGGCAGUUCUAUAGUGAGAUGUGUGUCACGAUCAAGAUGCACCUGAUGCUAAAACAUUUAUUCCCCUAUUGUCUUUUUCAGGCUAUGACAUGUCAACGUUCAUAAGGAGGUAUAGUCGCUACCUGAACGAGAAGGCUGUGUCGUAUCGACAAGUCGCUUUUGACUUCACCAAAGUUAAACGAGGGUAAGGACUUUAAUUCUCUGUUCACACGUUUUCUUAUAGCAUCCGGCUCAGGUCUACCUAGCCUCUUCUAUAUUGUAUACACACUGUACAGUCGACUCCUGAGAAGUGCAUUUUGGAUAUAUUUUUUGGCAUAUUGCUUAUUCCUGCAUGAAGUGUAUAUGGUGUAGGUGUUGAUUUGGGAUUGGGCAUCUGAGUAAGUGUAGUGUAGUUCACCAAACCUAAUCCAAAUGCAUUAUUUUAAAUUGCAUGCUUUAUGACAUUCAUGACAGUCCAAAGCCAUUAGUAUUGGGCCCUUAAUAAUUGGAAUAUUAUCAUUCCCCAAGGGCGGAUGGCGUUAUGAGAACCAUGAACACCGAGAAGUUACUGAAGACCCUACCCAUUAUCCAAAACCAAAUGGAUGCGCUACUUGAUUUCAAUGUGAGUUUCAAUGCUUGACAUUUUGCACGUUGUAACUUGUUGUACUGCUAUGGCCUGAACAAAACGCUCCAGGUCUCGAAUGUAACAGUAUUGCAAAAAAACAGUUGGCGAAUGAGUAGCUCUGUCGUGUGGAUUGGGAGUUAGCUCUGUGAGUCAGACCAAUGAGAAUGCUUGAUGGGUUGACUGUCAAUUCAAUUGGUCUGCUUUGGAUCCCCCCUCCAUCUCCAGGUCAACGCCAAUGAGCUCACCAACGGAGUGAUCAACGCAGCCUUCAUGCUUCUGUUCAAAGAUGCCAUUCGACUGUUUGCGGCCUACAACGAAGGCAUUAUUAACCUGUUGGGUAAGUACUUCCGCCUUCCGGCUCUCAAGAGCCUCUGGCAUGCCAAAACCAAGUCAUUAUUUCCGUAUCAUUGUUACCAUGGAGCGGCACUGAUGCAGAGACAUCUUUGCACCCUGUCGUUCUGGGUUAAUACUGUAUCACUGGCCUCAAAUGUUUGCUACCACUCACUAUCAGCCUGCUCCUCGCUAUCAGGUUGACUUAACGAGGGCCGUUAAAGGACCGUGUUCUGCUACUACUCUGCUUUGUUUUAGUGAUCUAGGUUUGCUAGGUGACAUACAGUAGGAUGGUUGAAUUGCCUUUUUAACUCGGCCAUUCUAUUUAAUGUCUGAAACACAUUGGGGAAGAAAUCUAGUUUCCAAUUCUUCGAAUUCUAAAUAAAUGAGUGUCCUGAAAUUGAGCCCGAUGCUGGUGGAGAGACUGGUCUUGUACACAGCCUGUAUUCAACUACACUGCAUAUCUGUUUGCACAUGUAGUUCAGUGCACGAGUUGGAAAUUAAAAUGUAUAAGGUUGGAAAUAAAUAUUCCAGUAUACUAACAUUCUUGUAUGUCUCCACAAUAUAUUUGGAUAUUAGAAUGGAGUUAGAGAGUUGCACUUGGCUCCUAGACUUGGCUAGAAACCUUAUGCAGCUAUUUGAUAUAUCUCUGGUCAUUACAUACAGUGGGGAAAAAAAGUAUUUAGUCAGCCACCAAUUGUGCAAGUUCUCCCACAUAAAAAGAUGAGAGAGGCCUGUAAUUUUCAUCAUAGGUACACAUCAACUAUGACAGACAAAAUGAGAAAAGAAAAUCCAGAAAAUCACAUUGUAGGAUUUUUAAUGAAUUUAUUUGCAAAUUAUGGUGGAAAAUAAGUAUUUGGUCAAUAACAAAAGUUUCUCAAUACUUUGUUAUAUACCCUUUGUUGGCAAUGACACAGGUCAAACGUUUUCUGUAAGUCUUCACAAGGUUUUCACACACUGUUGCUGGUAUUUUGGCCCAUUCCUCCAUGCAGAUCUCCUCUAGAGCAUCGAUGUUUUGGGGCUGUCGCUGGGCAACACAGACUUUCAACUCCCUCCAAAGAUUUUCUAUGGGGUUGAGAUCUGGAGACUGGCUAGGCCACUCCAGGACCUUGAAAUGCUUCUUACGAAGCCACUCCUUCGUUGCCCGGGCGGUGUGUUUGGGAUCAUUGUCAUGCUGAAAGACCCAGCCACGUUUCAUCUUCAAUGCCCUUGCUGAUGGAAGGAGGUUUUCACUCAAAAUCUCACGAUACAUGGCCCCAUUCAUUCUUUCCUUUACACGGAUCAGUCGUCCUGGUCCCUUUGCAGAAAAACAGCCCCAAAGCAUGAUGUUUCCACCCCCAUGCUUCACAGUAGGUAUGGUGUUCUUUGGAUGCAACUCAGCAUUCUUUGUCCUCCAAACACGACGAGUUGAGUUUUUACCAAAAAGUUCUAUUUUGGUUUCAUCUGACCAUAUGACAUUCUCCCAAUCCUCUUCUGGAUCAUCCAAAUGCACUCUAGCAAACUUCAGACGGGCCUGGACAUGUACUGGCUUAAGCAGGGGGACACGUCUGGCACUGCAGGAUUUGAGUCCCUGGCGGCGUAGUGUGUUACUGAUGGUAGGCUUUGUUACUUUGGUCCCAGCUCUCUGCAGGUCAUUCACUAGGUCCCCCCGUGUGGUUCUGGGAUUUUUGCUCACCGUUCUUGUGAUCAUUUUGACCCCACGGGGUGAGAUCUUGCGUGGAGCCCCAGAUCGAGGGAGAUUAUCAGUGGUCUUCCAUUUCCUAAUAAUUGCUCCCACAGUUGAUUUAUUCAAACCAAGCUGCUUACCUAUUGCAGAUUCAGUCUUCCCAGCCUGGUGCAGGUCUACAAUUUUGUUUCUGGUGUCCUUUGACAGCUCUUUGGUCUUGGCCAUAGUGGAGUUUGGAGUGUGACUGUUUGAGGUUGUGGACAGGUGUCUUUUAUACUGAUAACAAGUUCAAACAGGUGCCAUUAAUACAGGUAACGAGUGGAGGACAGAGGAGCGUCUUAAAGAAGAAGUUACAGGUCUGUGAGAGCCAGAAAUCUUGCUUGUUUGUAGGUGACCAAAUACUUAUUUUCCACCAUAAUUUGCAAAUAAAUUCAUUAAAAAUCCUACAAUGGGAUUUUCUGGAUUUUUUUUCCUCAAUUUGUCUGUCAUAGUUGACGUGUACCUAUGAUGAAAAUUACAGGCCUCUCUCAUCUUUUUAAGUGGGAGAACUUGCACAAUUGGUGGCUGACUAAAUACUUUUUUUCCCCACUGUACAUGUCAAGGCUGUAUUCUCUGCUAUGAGGAUGGAUCCCUCUCACUCAGGUGAGAGCCUUGUUCCUUUUGGUGGACUGAGCAGGCCUGUGGGGGGUGGAGGAGCAAAUUGGAUAUGAGCAAACAUCAGUGGGAGUUUUACAAGCUAGUGAGACAUGUUUAGGAUUCAUGCACCCCUCUGGAGAGUUUGUAUACUUCCUGCAGACAUCCAUAUUUAAGGGCCGAUUUUCUGAUUGGAGAAAGCUUUUACUUAUAGAAUUAUACUAUGGAAAAUUCAACACCUCCCCCAUUGAUUUGUAAAGGCAGUUUGAUAGUUUAUCCUGAUUUGAUAAAAUGUAAGUUAUACCUAAGUUUUAUCACUUCUAUUUUGCUGAAGUUCCAGUGCUUCAUUAUCAUUUUCCUCUUUUCACUUCACAGAGAAGUACUUUGACAUGAAGAAAAGUCAAUGCAAAGAGGGCCUUGACAUCUACAAGAAAUUCCUCACUAGAAUGACAAGAAUCUCUGAAUUUCUAAAAGUAGCGGCGGUAAGAUCCCACCUUGCAAACUUCUGUGUGAUCAGAUUUUAUUUAAUUUUUUACUCCUACAUUCACCUCCAUGUUAUCUUGACCCUCCUCUCUCCUUCCUUGCAGCAAGUAGGGAUUGAUCGAGGGGACAUCCCAGACCUCUCCCAGGUAAGACCUCGUGCUAUCUAUCGCUUUCAUAUCUCCAUGGCCCGACAGUGCAGCGGGUCUGAGAUGGAGCCCUGCUGAACCCCUCAGCUUGACUUUAUUUCAACACCCCUCUGUGCUGGCUUCCGGCCUCUCUCACCACCCUGCCACCUCCUGCAGUUUCAGACCUCCCAAAUGGUUACUUCUGUACAGCUCUAGCUAUCCCACACUGCAUGUGGCCCCCUCCUAGAGGAAACGCCAGACUUGGGCCCAGUCCAAAUACUUUCAAAAUGCUUAUUUCCUUCCUUCAAGUAAUCAAAUCACAGAUCUGAUUUGGUUGGAUUGGUGAGAGCAAUAGGUUGAAAACCUCUCAUCUUUGCAAUCACUUCUAGAUCUGUGAUCAAGGAAGGAAGGGUGCACUUUAUUUGCAUUCGAACAAGGACUCACCUGACCUUGCAUGGCAUACAGCACAUAAAGGUGUUGACAUCGACCUUUGUCAAGGCGUUCACCGAGUAGGCUAGAGCCGAGAUGGAAGGAGUACCCUGUAUGCUAUUAUACUGUUCCAUGUCACCUUUCAAGAAGGGCCACAUGUUGUGUGGGGUUAGCUACAUCUCUCGCUUACAUAUCCAGUCUUAGAAUAAAAGGGUUUUUACUUUUGUUAUGACCAUGUUCAGAUGGUGCUUUAGCAAGACAAACAGUAUUUUACAAGGUCAAUCAAUUUGUGAUUUGUUUUUUAUUAGGACUGUUUUGGAUUUAAAUAGAUGCCUUUAGCUAGUACCUUUCUCCCAAAACCUCUCUUUUUAUCAUCUCUGACAAUUACCACCUUUAUAUUCUGUAUUUUUCCUUAACUUUCCAUCUUUAGAUUCCAGGUUUUGUAAGUAUGUGUAUCCCACUCUUUUUAAGUGUUUGUAAGGGUAGUACGUUUUCUCUUUGUGUGCAUUGUAAAAUACCUAGGCAUGCUUACUGUUUGUGUUUCCAUCUGCUAUUACCCCUUUGUGAUGACAUUUCCCCCCCCAACAUUUGAACUCACUAUUUGUUUCCAUUGUAAUAGGCCCCCAGUAGCCUCUUAGAUGCCUUGGAGCAGCAUUUGGCUUCUUUAGAAGGGAAGAAGGUGAAAGCUUCCACAGCAGCCAGCAGGUACUGUCAUUUCCCCUUCCAUUUACUCACUGCCUAUCCAAUGUAGUCCAGUCAGACAAAGCCUCUUUGCUCAGGUACCAGAUUUAGCAAGUGGGUGUGAGUUGGAUGUGAAGUGUUUGUCGUUGGGCAGCAAUCUCAACAAUAUAUUUUUGUACUGCGGUCCAAAGUAUGCCUUUUCCUUUCUGUGUGUUCUUCCAGUUGUUUCAGAGAAAAUAUUGACGAAUGCUCCGGGAGCUACAGUUGCAGUGUUUUUACCCUCAAUUUAUGCAAGUCCUAUAUAGUUAAUAAAGACCUACUUGUCUGUGGCUAAUGCCAGGUGCAUUUGAUUUUGUUUCCUUUUUGUGUCUUUUGAAUGUACUAUAAUUAUGUGCACUGACCAUCAGUGCUCAUUCAGGUUUUCUGUUUAGAGUGGGAAAGGUGUGUUAUAAAUGAUCCCUGUCGAGCAGAAAUCCUUUCUAUUUUAUACCAACCUCCUGUUACUCUUGUAGCCCGUAUCUAUCAAAGUGCAGUUGUAAAAAUAUGUGCCAAUUUCUUUCACUGAGCUUGCAGAACAGCACAGCACUUUUGACAAUGGCCAGUAAACAGUUUUCCCAUAGCCCCCACUAACUGACCUCUCUCUCUCUCUCUUCCUAUGUUUCUGUCUAUCCAGGGCUAGCACUCUCUCCAACGCUGUCUCCUCUCUGGCCAACACGGGCAUAUCUUUCACCAAAGUGGACGAGAGGGAAAAGCAGGCAGCUCUGGAGGAAGAGCAGGCUCGCCUAAAAGCGCUGAAGGUACAUUUUCCUUCCAGUGUGCUCCUCUCGCUCUCUGUCUCUCUGUGUGUCUCUGUCUCUCUCUGUGUCUCUCUGUCUCUCUGUCUCUCUGUCUCUCUGUCUCUCUCUCUCUCUCUCUCUCUCUCUCUCUCUCUCUCUCUCUCUCUCUCUCUCUCUCGCUCUGCUCUCGCUCUCUCGCUCUCUCGCUCUCUCGCUCUCUCGCUCUCUCUCACACUCUUGCUCUCCCCCUCCAACUAUCCUCUUGGCUUAUUGCCCUACUGGGUUUAAUCUGUGCUGACUGGUCAGCAGCAUGUGUAGAACAUUCAGUGAUAAUGAACAAAAAUUAAACGAUUUUCUGCCUUUGGGGGGAAAAUGUCAAUGUCGAGGGAGUUGCAGUCUAACAUGUUCUUGAGCAGUAUUCACACUACAGCGAUUAAAUCUUCAAUGAUAUUUUUGGUCUCAUUUUAAUCUAAAUUAAUGCUGUGGUAAGCAACCAAGCAUCGAGCCAGAGGUCAUCCAAAGAAGGGAUCUUUUUUUAGCUAACAAGUCACAGACUCCCCACCACCUCUGUUAAAUUGAGUAAAAAGUUCAGUAAAAAUACAUGCUCUCAGAAAAUGUUAGCUGGCCAGUGUACUGUAGGUAGGCCCGGGUGUUUGGUAUUGUUGAAUUUGGCCUGUUCCACCUAGGAGCAGCGUCUGAAGGAACUCCAGAACGGUAAUUCUUCCUAUGCCACCACGGCUGCCUCCCCUGUGUCCACUGACGGAGGGACCAUCAACACAGCACCGGCCAUUGACCUUUUCUCCACACCCAGCUCCACAAACAGGUGAGCACACCCUUUCUCACCUAGGCCUUACCCAUAUCACUCCCCCACUGAGUUUGCCAAAAAGCUAGGUUACAUGUAUAGUGCCCAGGCACUGAUCAUAACUCUUUGUGGUGUUUAUGGUUGUGCCCUAUAUAGUACACUACCUUUGACCAGAGCCCUAUGAGCCUUGGUGAGAAGUAGUGCAGUACAUAUGGAAUAGGGUGCCAGUUGUUUCAGAUCUUUUGAGGGGGCAUUAAUAAUGACGUAGUGUUUGGGGUUGUUGAAGCCAGACUAGACAGUCGAUGCCAUGUAACCAUAGAGCCAAAGACUCCAUUGCUAUUAAUAGGCCUGCUCAUCUAUUACAUUUACAUUUUUUACAUUUACGUCAUUUAGCAGACGCUCUUAUCCAGAGCGACUUACAAAUUGGUGCAUUCACCCUAUAGCCAGUGGGUUAGCCACUUUACAAUUUUUUUUUUUUUUUUUAUUAAGGGGGGGGGGUAGAAGGAUUACUUUAUCCUAUCCCAGGUAUUCCUUAAAGAGGUGGGGUUUCAAAUGUCUCCGGAAGGUGGUGAGUGACUCCGCUGUCCUGGCGUCGUGAGGGAGCUUGUUCCACCAUUGGGGUGCCAGAGCAGCGAACAGUUUUGACUGGGCUGAGCGGGAACUAUGCUUCCGCAGAGGAAGGGGAGCCAGCAGGCCAGAGGUGGAUGAACGCAAUGCCCUUGUUUGGGUGUAGGGACUGAUCAGAGCCUGAAGGUACAGAGGUGCCAUUCCCCUCACAGCUCCAUAGGCAAGCACCAUGGUCUUGUAACAGAUGCGAGCUUCAACUGGAAGCCAGUGGAGUGUGCGGAGGAGCGGGGUGACGUGAGAGAACUUGGGAAGGUUGAACACCAGACGGGCUGCGGCAUUCUGGAUGAGUUGUAGGGGUUUAAUGGCACAGGCAGGGAGCCCGGCCAACAGCGAGUUGCAGUAAUCCAGACGGGAGAUGACAAGUGCCUGGAUUAGGACCUGUGCCGCUUCCUGUGUAAGGCAGGGUCGUACUCUCCGAAUGUUUUCUUACCCACUCUUUCCUGUGCCUUUGCCCACCUAAUGAAAUCGAUGCCAGUGGAAUGUAUUCUGUAGUGCCACAGCUGCACACAUGUCAGUGUACUAGAGCUGGGAUGAUCACUAGAACUGUAUCGACGCCGAUCACUUAUCACAGGUAUUUUGCUGAUAUCGUUCAUUAUGAUAAGUAGCCUAAAAUAGAGUAAUGUGAAGUUAGAAAUUAAAUACGUUUGCUGAUAUGGGUGAUUGUUAAUGGGACAAUUGAUGGCUACAACCAUAGUAGUAGUUUACAGGAUAAUCAUUUUAAAAAAAUCUGUGGUGUACAUUCAUGUUAUAAACUUAUCACUCUAUUUUCAUUAUCGCAUAAAUUCAGGCAAUUUAUCGUGAUAUGGAUUUCUUUUCCAUAUCGCCCAGCUCUACAAUGUACUUCUACAAAUCAUCUCGUACAUAAACGUGAGCAUUACAAAAGAAGAACAAUGAAUGAAUCGUUGCUCCAGUUUUUAAAGGUGGAUGGCAAGGGUGCGUGUUGCAUAACUGCCCGGCUAGAACGUAUUGCAUUCCCCCGUUGGAAAGCAUGCAGAUCAGGGUAGCUGUUUAAGGAGCCUCCAUGGCUGUACAGAGGGUAUUGAUUGCGUGUGACUUUCAGAGAUUCCACUGUUUCUCCCACUUGGCUGUUUAAGCAAGCCUGCCAAGUUUGUCUUCAGUGUGUGUGCGUGAAAUGUUUGGGACUGUUUAAAAAAACAAAACAUUGUAGGUGAAGGGUGGGAACCGUGGGAGUAAGGAGUAGGUAGAAUGUUCCCCCCUACCCUUUGCUAGGUGCAACUUCUACCUGGAGCGUUAUGAAAACCUUUUGAGACGGCUACGGGAGAGUUAGGGUUUUGCUUUUGGGAGACUGAUGCGUUUUUGUCUUUAACUUCCCUUCUUCCUCCCCCCUCAAGCACUUCCAAGGCGGCGAGUGACCUUCUAGACUUGCAGCCUGCAUUUCAGCAGCAGGCACUGCCCCUCUCCACUGGCCUACCAACAGCCAACACAUGGGGAGGUGAGAGCUCCCGUCACACCGCGGAUACCUGUUUUACACCCCUGAUUCUCACACACACACACACACCCUCUUUCAUUCAGAUUCCUCUGUGAUAGGCCUCUCUACAGGUCAUAGUGGAAUAGACCCUUUGCAUUCUCAAACAGCUUAUUAACUCGAUAAGCUUGCUGGUGGUGGAUAUACAGUACCUGGUGUAUUUGACCUAACUCCUGAAAGCUAUUGGUGAACUUGAAUUUGAAAUUGGGUGGUAAGACCACUAAUAAUAUCAGGUAAAGUCGAUCAACAAUCAAAUCACAGUUAUGUAUUUAUUAGGAUCCCCGUUACCUCUUCCUGGGGUCCAAACAGGAAUAAAACAAUUACAUAAAAACAAAACAACAUCAUAAAUAAGACAAUACAUCAUGCAAGACAUAAUUUUAAAAAAUACAAUAUAAAAUGUACAAUACAGUAAUAAAAUGUCUCUUCACAGUCCACACAGGUGUUUUAUCUGUUUUUUAAAUAUUAUUUUACUGCUUGCGUGAGUUACUUGAUGUGGAAGAGAAUUCCAUGUAGUCAUGGCCCUGUAUUAUUAUUAUUAUUAUUAUUAUUAUUAUUAUUAUUGUGCGUUUCCCAGAGUCUGUUCUGGACUUGGGGACUGUGAAGAGACCCCUGGUGGCAUGUCUUGUGGGGUAUGUAUGGGUGUGUUAGCUGUUUGAACAAACAGUUCGGUGCUUUCAACACGUCAAUACCUCUCACAAAGACGAGGAGUGACGCAAUUAAUCUCUCUACUUUGAGCCAGGAGAUAUUGACAUGCAUGUUAUUGAUAUUAGCCCUCUGUUUACAUUUAAGGGCCAGCUGUGCUGCUCUGUUCUGGGCCAACUGUAAUUUGCCUAUGUCCCUCUUUGUGGCACGUGACCAUAAUGACUGGGCAGUAGUCCAGGUGUGAUAAAACUAGAUUUGUUCAUUGUCAUGUCAAGUAAGCAGAGCAGAGUAGCACUUUAUUACAAACAGACCUCUCCCCAUCUUAGCUACCGUUGCAUCAAUAUGUUUUGACCAUGACAGUUUACAAUCCUGGGUAACACCAAGCAGUUUAGUCUCCAACUUGCUCAAUUUCUACAUUAUUCAUUACAAGAUCCAGCCCCGUGUAGCUCAGUUGGUAGAGCAUGGCGUUUGCAACGCCAGGGUUGUGGGUUCGAUUCCCACGGGGGGCCAGUAUGAAAAAAUGUAUGCACUCACUAACUGUAAGUCGCUCUGGAUAAGAGCGUCUGCUAAAUGACUAAAAUGUAAGAUUUAGUUUAGGUUUAGGGUUUAGUGAAUGAUUUGUCCCAAAUACAGUGCUUUUAGUUUUUGAUAUAUUUAGGACACCCAUUCUAAAACUCACUGCAGUUCUUUAAGUGUUGCAGUGAUUUCACUUGCUGUGGUAGCUGACCUGACGUGUGUAAUGUUGAGUCAUCAGCGUACAUAGAUACGCUGGCUUUACUCAAGGCUAGUGGUAGGUCAUUAGUAAACAUUUUAAAAAGUAAGGGGUCACGACCUUGAGGUAUGCCUAACUCUACCUGGUUUAUGUUAGAGAACACCGUCUGUGUUCUGUUAGAUAGGUAACGCUCGAUCCAUCAUAUAUCAGAGGAGGUAAAGCCAUAACACACACAGUUUUUUCAGCAGCAGACUAUGCUCGAUAAUGAAAAAAGCUUUCCUGACGACUCAAAACAGAAUUAUUUCACAGAAUCAUUCGCUACAUGCUUCAGUCUGAGACUUCCAUCUUUGAAGUUGUUUGUGGCGACGUCAAAAUGAGGGAUGUUGUACAAAACAAAGGAAUCAGCGAUUGGAUCAUCUCUAACCAAUCAUAGUAUCAAUGCCAAUGACACAUUUUCAAAUUGUCGCAAUACCCACGUGUGUGCUGGCUCUGGCCCAACCGAUCGGUUUCUGGGACCAAUCAGAUGGUCUAGAACGUGUUUCUAUUCUAGAAAUCCUACGGGAGGUACUCAGAUCCAGACUCAUUGCGGAGAAGAAACUAACGUCCGUGGGCGUGGCGUAGUGUUUGCCCGGAGCAAGGAGUUUUGGUAGCCAGGCAAGUCAAAAGCUGCACUGAAGUCGUAACAAAACGUCUUAUUAUCAGUUUAGUAGUUUGCCAGACAAACUAUCAGCAACUCUAAAAUAAUGGUCUGUAUCAUGACAGUAACCUUAUUUAUUCAUAUUAUUAUUACAGUUAGUAAUUGACCUUGUCUGAUUUGCUAUGACUCUUGUUGUCCAUCAUUCAUGGAAUUGUUAUUUAAACCUCAUGAUGGAGGUGCCAAAUUAAAAGGCACCUUUUAUCUUGAGUGCCUUGUAAUGUUGUGUGUGCUUUUGAAUUCACGGUCAUGUGUCAAUCGAAAGUAAAUAAUGAUAAGGUUGAAAUGAUUAGAUACAAACCUACUUAACUGUGUUUUCCUUUUCACUUACAAAUACACUGUUCAGGUUUGUGUGUUUGGUUUCCCUGGAAACUAAAACCUUGUUCUUUGUUGUGUUUUAUUCCAAUAUUGUAGUCACUGAGGGAGUCGUGUUCUCUCAUACUAUACAGUAUGAAUCUAGUGUUACUUUUUGUCAGUCCUGCAACGUAUCAGGUUAAUCAACUUGAAGCUGGAAUUAUUUUUGUGUUCUUGUUGUUUAUAAUGUAACUUUUUUUAGACUUUAUACUUUUAUCAAGUAUACUUUUUAAAAACGUUUUCAAAGCAAAUGUGCUGCAUUUGUUCAAAUUGAGUAUUUCCAAUAAGGACGGUAAAGUGUAGGCUACAUGGAUUAAGGCUGUCUUGGUUUGUGUCAUGUCUAGAAGUUAACAUUAUCGACUGGUGCACAUGUUUAUUUUUCUUUUCCACUAGCAUUGACUUUGUUGAUAGCUACUUUAUUGAGGAAAAAUGUACUUACUAUGACUGAGAUAUGUGGUUGUCCCACCUAGCUAUCUUAAGAUGAAUUCACUAACUGUAAGUGGCUCUGGAUAAGAUAAUCUGCUAAAUGACUAUAAUGUACACAUGUAGUAUGGCGUUUGGUAUAACCACUAGAUGCAUGUGAUGAAAUAACCUGCUUUACGUAAUGUAUUGUUUGCUAUAGCUUGGCAAAAAUGAUUGUGACUCUAGAUGACAACAUAAGGCUGUUUGUUUCCAAGUCUGCUUCAAUAUUCGUUUCCUUGAAAUGAUACUUGGAGUAUUUGUCAUACGAACACUACCACCAUCAUAGUUCAUGAAGAAUUCUGUCUGGGGCAUGGGGUUUAUGUUCAGCCGCACCCUGUGUUGUGUUUCUGCAUGCUUCGUUUGACUUGACUCACUGUCCUCUUCUAACAUCUUCCUGUUCUCUCUCUUUCUGUUUCUGUCACCUUUGCCUGUGUAGAUCCUUUCACUUCUACAGAAGCUGUGGACGACUCCAUUCCAAACUUUAACCCUUUCCUUACACAUCCUGUUGUCGAUGCUGUUCAUCUACCUAUUGUGUCUUCCAGUGGUGUUAGUUCUAGGACACCCACUCAUGAAAUGUUUGGUGGUAAACAACAUUUCUAUUUUAGUGUUAAGUUUUCUUUAUUUGUCUGUUAUGGUGUUGUCAGAAAUGUCCCCAUUGUCAUAUUCAGCCUUCAUGCACCAUUCCAUAGACAUUAAAACCAGUAGAUGGUGAUAGCUUUGACCUCAGCCACGUAUUCCUAUGGAACACUCCCGAUGGCGCAUGAAGCUCGAAACUAUUUAAAUUUGAAGCACGCCAUAUUACUGAAUAGGGCUAAAUGGCACCAAAAUAAUCGCUAAGAUCAUGGUGAAAGUGGCUGUAACUAGCAAAGGAUCAUGGUCGACGUAGUCGUUUUCAUCCUGCCUGAGAGAGUUAACCUUAAUGUCUAUGGCAUGAGGGUGCAAGCUUCUUCGUAGCCUGCCGGCCCGUGAUUGGUCUGUUUCGGCACGUGGUCCUGUGUGACAACAAAUGUAAUCAGAAUGGAUCACUAUUUAAUUAAAUAUCUCAAUUUGUAGCGAACUUCAAAAUAAUUAACUGUGGGGAUCGAACUUAAUCAUAAUAAACAUAUUCUAGAGGCCAAAACGUCCGUCAAUAGUGUGUGUGUGUGUGUGUGUGUGUGUGUGUGUGCGCACCUCAUAAGUGAUCUUAAAGCGGCAAUCAGCAGUUGAAACAAUAAUGUGAAAGCUUCUUCCCCGCCCCUGUUUCGGUAAAAAGCUGAGGGAUGUUGCUGGAGAAAUGUAACCACUCUCAAAUUCAUAGACAGAGCUAUGGAUGCAAGGACUGACCAUCCAUGAUAUCAAAAUUAUCGUUUUAACCAUGUUUUGAGGCUAUAUAGUGUUUGUUUAUAUUUACUUUGUUUACAAACAUUGGAGUAAAACAAGGUUAUGUUUUGGGUUCUGAUGGGGUACCACAGUUGAACUAAGCUCAUUGAGCAUUUAUAAGGUAUAUUCUUCAAGACUCAGUGGGUACAUAUCAUGAAUGUAUACAUCCAAAAAUGGAUGGAUCACUACAGAUUGCCCCUUGAAGUAGCAUCAUGCAGUGAAAACCUUCAUUGAGUUGAUGCAGAGUCAAAUAAGUGCUUGCUUCAGAACUCCAGGAUUCUGAAGGGGAAUAUAGAAUUCAACAGUAAAUGUCUGGUGCGGUUCACAUUGUGUGUGGGUGUAUACAGUAUGUGAUGUAGUAUUUAGAUGUGAUGAUGCUACUAAAGGUUUUUCAGGAAUCGGGUGUUUAUCUUGGUCAUUGUAGAUCCUUGGUAUUCAAAAAACAAGGAAAGGUGAUGGCAUCUCCCAUAAAUGACCACAGCUACAAGGUUUUAAGUUUAUGGUGCUCUUUUGUGUAUGUUUAAAAAGCUGACGCAUUUAAACCGUGUGGUCUUUGUCAAAGCUUGCUGUUACUGUAUAUAUUAUUUGUUUUGGUUUGACUGUGCCAUGACACUGGAGAUUCUGGCCUGCCGCUGACUGAAUAGGUUAUUUAUAGCUUGGGCCUUACAAGAUGUACUUUCACUCUGUUUCCUUACCUAUGUUUGUUCAUAGCAUGUAACGUUACAACUUCUGUCUCUUGUUUUUGCAUUUUUAAAGUGUUAUGGAAAAAAAUACACUUUGUUGCUUGAAUUUUGAUUUUAUUUUUGAUUCUCCAGAUCAUUACAAUCCCUUUAUUGUUUGGAGCUCUUCCAUUGCAUCUGAUCAUGAGCACACAGUGCGGAUAGGGCAGUUUAUCUCAGGUACCAUGACGGGGAACCCGACUGACCUAUGUUUUCUGAAAACCCCCGUAAGCAUAGGACCCUGAACCUACGCCGGGAUCAUGUUUGCUCUAGUCUAGUUGCUUCCCUGAGUGCUGUUUGCCUUUAGUGCUAACAUUUUAGCAUUUAGCAUUUGUUUGAGGUGGCUUUUUGAAGAAUGUUAGUGCUCUUCCUUUUUCUCAAACUGCUGAGCAUGGAUAAAAAAAUGUUUUAUUUGACUUGAUGUUCUUCUUGCUUAAUUUUCUGGAGCUAUACUUUUCAUUUGUUGUGUUUUUCUUUAUUUCUAGUCAUGUUUAUAAAACCCCAUCUCUUUGCCUUUCUCCCCUACUGCUUGCCUCUGGUUGUGUCAGACUCUUUCUGUGGGCCAGCAUUGUACCCUACCACUCCUCUCUUCCAGUCUGAGUCCCCUGCUGUACCUGGUCUAUUUGGAGGUAGGUACCUGGGGCUUGCCAUUCCCACUGCCCCCUGUCUACUCUCUGGCCCGAAAAUAAAACUAGCUUGAUUAAUGCCUCCGCUACUAUCAGCCCCAACACUUUUUUGCUUCCUCUGAACCAGGAUUCUCAGCAUCUUCCACCACGCAGCCCCAGACCGCCAGAGGCCUUAACGUUGAUUUUGACUCUGUGUUUGGCAAUAACUCGGCCUCCGCCAACAAUGUUGACUCUGCUGGUAAGGAUCAUACAUUCCCGACCUCUCCCAACUCCCCAUCCCCUCUCUUCACAUGCACAAGCUCCACAUAGAAGUUACCCUUCAGCACAGAUCUAGGAUCAGCUUACCCUGCCCCAUUUAGAUCAGUUUCUAGGGCAGGCCUGGCCAACCCUGUUCCUGGGGUGCUACCAUCCUGAAGGUUUUCGCUCCAACCCUAAUCUAGCGCACCUGAUUCUAAUAAUUAGCUGGUUGAUAAACUGAGUCAGGUUAGUUACUACUGGGGUUGGAGCGAAAACCUUCAGGAGGGUAGCUCUCCAGGAACAGGGUUGGGCAGCUCUGGUCUAGGGGCAACAUAAUGCUUCUCCCAUGGCCGCCACAUCCACACUGCUGCCCAACUCACCUCAUGGGCCAUCGCUGAGCUUGGGGCUUGGAUGUUUUGGAAAAUACUUUAAAAUACUUGCAGUGAGUGCUUGAUCAAUGAUUGAGAAAAUGUACCACCAUGAAAUAUGGUCAUGAAUGAUUUGCUUCAAAAUGUUCCAAAAGAAGCAUUCAUUAUUUUUUUAAAUGUUGCUAUAUUGCAAUAGAAAGCGCAGCCUUCCCUCUGGGUUUCGCAUGCGCUAUUUUCAAUUACCUGUCCGUCAUUCGAGACAUGGCGGGUUUCAGACCUUUCAAGGUCUGCUCCGGUGCCUCCGAGCUCCUUUAGCUAGCACUUCUUGAACUCUGUCACUGCCACUGCCGGGGCCUGGAACAUGACAGUUUGUCAUGAACAGAACCCAAAGACUCAGGGUAGUGCUGUCCUCACCUUCACACUGUAACGUAACACUACAUUCAAUACUACAUUUGUCAUUGUAUUCCUCCAUCACAUUGUCUAAUCUUGCAUGAAAUGGAAGAGUUUAGGAAAUUAGUAUUGGCACUAUUUCAACUUCUCUCAAUAUAGCCUUCUGCCCCUGAGUAGUUCUGCCUACGAAGUCAUAAGCACAUCACAGAAAGGUGCAUUUGGCAGCAAAAAGUGCCUUUUGGUGCUCAAUAAAGUAUAUAGUGAAGAGCAAAGGAUGUACACGUACAGUACCAGUCAAAAGUUUGGACACACCUACUCAUUCAAGGGGUUUUCUUUAUUUUUACUAUUUUCUACAUUGUAGAAUAAUAGUGAACACAUCAUAACUAUUAAAUAACAUAUAUGGAAUCAUGUAGUAACCAAAGAAUUGUUAAACAAAUCAAAAUAUAUUUUAGAUUCUUCAAAGUAGCCACCCUUUGCCUUCAUGACAACUUUGCACACUCUUGGCAUUCUCUCAACCAGCAUCAUGAGGAAUGCUUUUCCAACAGUCUUGAAGGAGUUCCCACAUAUGCUGAGCACUUGUUGGCUGCUUUUCCUUCACUCUGCGGUCAUACUCAUCCCUAACCAUCUCAAUUGGGUUGAGGUUGGGUGAUUGUGGAGCCAGGUAAUCUAAUGCAGCACUCCAUCACUCUCCUUCUUGGUCAAAUAGCCCUUACACAGCCUGGAGGUGUGUUUUGGGUCAUUGUCCUGUUGAAAAACAAAUGAUAGUCCCACUAAGCGCAAACCAGAUGGAAUGGCAUAUAGCUGCAGAAUGCUGUGGUAGCCAUGCUGGUUAAGUGUGCCUUGAAUUCUAAAUAAAUCACAGACAGUGUCACCAGCAAAGCACCAUCAAACCACCACCUCCAUGCUUCACGGUGGGAACCACACAUGCAGAGAUCAUCCGUUCACCUACUCUGUGUCUCACAAAGACACGGCAGUUGGAACCAAAAAUCUCCAAUUUGGAAUCGUCAGACCAAAGGACAGAUUUCCACCGGUUCAAUGUCCAUUGCUCAUGUUUCUUGGCCCAAGCAAGUCUCUUCUUAUUGGUGUCCUUUAGUAGUGGUGUCUUUGCAGCAAUUCGACCAUGAAGGCCUGAUUCACGCAGUCUCCUCUGAACAGUUGAUGUUGAGAUGUGCCUGUUACUUGAACUCUGUGAAGCAUUUAUUUGGACUGCAAUCUGAGGUGCAGUUAAUUCUAAUGAACUUAUUCUCUGCAGCAGAGGUAACUCUGGGUCUUCCUUUCCUGUGGCGGUCCUCAUGAGAGCCAGUUUCAUCAUAGUGCUUGAUGGAUUUCGCGACAGCACUUGAAGAAACUUUUAAGUUCUUGAAAUAUUCCGUAUUGACUGACCUUCAUGUCUUAAAGUAAUGAUGGACUGUUGUUUGUUUGUCUUUGCUUAUUUGAGCAGUUCUUGCCAUAAUAUGGACUUGGUCUUUUACCAAAUAGGAUUAACUUCUGUAUACCCCCCUACCUUGUCACAACACAACUGAUUGGCUCAAAUGCAUUAAGAAAUUCCACAAAUUAACUAAGGCACACCUGUUAAUUGAAAUGCAUUCCAGGUGACUACCUCAUGAAGCUGGUUGAGAGAAUGCCAAGAGUGUGCAAAGCUGUCAAGGCGAAGGGUACCUACUUUGAAGAAUCUCAAAUGUAAAAUAUAUUUGGAUUCCAUAUGUGUUUUUUCAUAGUUUUGAUGUCUUAACUAUUAUUCUACAAUGUAGAAAAUAGUAAAAAUAGGUGUCCAAACUUUUCACUGGUACUGUACCUGUAUCUAAUGUGUGGGUUUUGGGGUGCUUCACUCACAAUCUCACCAUUGUUUUGUUUCUCUCCCUUGUUCAUUGGGUGAACACACACUUUGGGCCUUGGCUUUUGCAUGACUGGGUGAGUUGACUACACACUCCUUAGUCCUGGACUGCGCCAGCAACCUUAAUGUCAUUUUCACGUGCAACACCUGCUUCCCACUUCGCUCACGUUAACCACGUCCUCUUUCCCGUCUUUUACCCCCUCCCCCCUUUAUUAAUAAUGUUUUAGGUGGCAUCCUUGAACCCACAGUGGCCUCCUCGCCCAUCCAGGGGCUAACCCCCAACGGGCAGCAGCCUGGGAAGCUGGUGUCUGACGACCUGGACUCGUCCUUGGCCAACCUUGUGGGCAGUAUGUAUCAUUAACGUGCUCCUUACUCCUACCAUAUUGUAACGCUUCACUGCAUAUGUGCUGUUGAUUACUGAACAUUUUAGCAGACCAGCUUCCAGAUGAAGUGUCACCUGCCAGCUCUUUUGGUGUAUUUUAAUGAGAGAUUGUCAAGUCAGUGGCUCUAUGUGCUCAACUAACAAUUUAUUAUCUUUAUUUUUUAGAUUUGGGAAUUGGAAAUGGCGUGGCAAAAAAGUAAGAAAAUGCAAUGAUAACGGAACUGGAAUGACAAGUUGUUAUUUUUUACCAUACUGAUAUGUUGCAGUUGAAUGAAAAUAAUUAGUAUUUCCAUUUCCUAUGUAGUAAUAUUCAUUGGAGUCACCCUGGUGAGAAGAAGUUGACAGGUGGAUACAAUUGGCAACCAAAAACUGCUCCCUCUACCACAUGGAACCCUGCCACCAUGGUAAGUUUGUUCGGGAUAAGUCUUUCUUUACUAUAGUAUCCAAAGUUCUGAUAACAAAAAUGUAAUUCAUUUAUCAAUAUUAAUCAUACUACUACUUGUUGUGUGUAUGUACUGACAUGUAAGUGUAACUGAUAGAUGCAUACUACGUGCUAAUGUUUUUAAAUAUAUGUAAAUUGUAAAGUAUUUUGUCUGUCUUUUUCGUUAUGUCAGACCCCUGUAAGACUAGCUGUCGCCAUUGGCUUUGGCUAAUGGAUCCUAAUAAAAUCAAAUAGAAUAAUAUGAUUUAUGAAAGGAAAUUACAGUUGAAGUCGGAAGUUUACAUACACUUAGGUUGGAGUCAUUAAAAGUCGUUUUUCAACCACUCCACACAUUUCUUGUUAACAAACUAUAGCUUUGGCAAGUCGGUUAGGACAUCUACUUUGCAUGACACAAGUAAUUUUUCCAACAAUUGUUUACAGACUGAUUAUUUCACUUAUAAUUCACUAUCACAAUUCCAGUGGGUCAGAAGUUUACAUACACUAUGUUGACUGUGCCUUUAAACAGCUUGGAAAAUUCCAGAAAAUGAUGUCAUGGCUUAAGAAGCUUCUGAUAGGCUAAUUGACAUCAUUUGAGUAAAUUGGAGGUGUACCUAUGGAUGUAUUUCAAGGCCUACCUUCAAACUCAGUGCCUCUUUGCUUGACAUCAUGGGAAAAUCAAAAGAAAUCAGCCAAGACCUCAGAAAAAAAAUUGUAGAGUCUGGUUCAUCCUUGGGAGUAAUUUCCAAAUGCCUGAAGGUACCACGUUCAUCUGUACAAACAAUAGUACGCAAGUAUAAACCCCAUGGGACCACGCAGCCGUCAUACCGCUCAGGAAGGAGACGCGUUCUGUCUCCUAGAGAUGAACGUACUUUGGUGCGAAAAGUGCAAAUCAAUCCCAGAACAACAGCAAAGGACCUUGUGAAGAUGCUGGAGGAAACGGGUACAAAAGUAUCUAUAUCCACAGUAAAACGAGACCUAUAUCGACAUAACCUGAAAGGCCGCUCAGCAAGGAAGAAGCCUCUGCUCCAAAACCGCCAUAAAAAAGCCAGACUACAGUUUGCAACUGCACAUGGGGACAAAGAUCAUACCUUUUGGAGAAAUGUCCUCUGGUCUGAUGAAACAAAAAUAAAACUGUUUGGCCAUAAUGACCAUCGUUAUGUUUGGAGGAAAUAGGGGGUAGCUUGCAAGCCGAAGAACACCAUCCCAACCGUGAAGCACGGGGGUGGCAGCAUCAUGCUGUGGGGGUGCUUUGCUGCAGGAGGGACUGGUGCACUUCACAAAAUAGAUGGCAUCAUGAGGAAGGAAAAUUAUGUGGAUAUAUUGAAGCAACAUCUCAAGACAUCAGUCAGGAAGUUAAAGCUUGGUCGCAAAUGGGUCUUCCAAAUGGACAAUGAUCCCAAGCAUACUUCCAAAGUUGUGGCAAAAUGGCGUAAGGACAACAAAGUCAAGGUAUUGGAGUGGCCAUCACAAAGCCCUGACCUCAAUCCUAUAGAAAAUGUGUGGGCAGAACUGAAAAAGCGUGUGCGAGCAAGGAGGCCUACAAACCUGACUCAGUUACACCAGCUCUGUCAGGAGGAAUGGGCCAAAAUUCACCCAACGUAUUGUGGGAAGCUUGUGGAAGGCUACCCGAAACGUUUGACCCAAGUUAAACAAUUUAAAGGCAAUGCUACCAAAUACUAAUUGAGUGUAUACUAACUUCUGACCCACUGGGAUUGUGAUGAAAGAAAUAAAAGCUGAAAUAAAUCAUUCUCUCUACUAUUAUUCUGACAUUUCACAUUCUUAAAAGAAAGUGGUGAUCCUAACUGACCUAAGACGGGGAAUUUUUACUAGGAUUAAUGUCAGGAAUUGUGAAAAACUGAGUUUAAAUAUAUUGGGCUACGGUGUAUGUAAACUUCUGACUUCAACUGUAGCUAUUUCCUCAUCUGCGUUGGGAAUUGUUUAUCCAAUGCAAACACUGCUUGGUUUAAGUUCCUGAUGCAUGCAGAUCAUAUGGACAGAAAGCUCCAACUGCCUUGUGUGUGUGGUUGUUUUGCUCUGUGUUCACUAAACAUUGUUACAAUAUUUUCUAAUCUGUGUCUCAUGUCUGUUGCAUUGUGUAAAUGUUGUCCUGGGGAAAAAAAUACAGAAAGGCAUGCAUUUCCCACAAUACGUAAGUCUCAAUGGUUGUACCAUUUCCUGCUCUUUGACCAAAGCUGGCAUGCCUGGUAUUAAUCCCACACAUUCACCCAGCCACGUUUUCUCUGACCUGUGUGGUCUGCACCGUGGGCUUCUUAUGACCUGCUGACCUCAAUCUAACACAGAUACCACAGCAUGACCUGUCCUGUCAUGACUUUCCUCUCCUCCAUAUUGUAGCCCUUUGUUCUCCAGAGGCUGGUCUAUACUAGGUCUGACAACAACAAGUGUCUGUGGAACAAGUGUCAAUGGACAGUCGUUAGACCUACUGUAAAAAACAACGCAUCCUUUGUCUUUUUUAUUGAACUUCUGGUCACACCUUACUCAGAGCCUGCGUCAUGAGGUCACAUACUGCCUGUAUAAUAAUGACAUAACUGUUGUGACAUGACAGUUAUAACAUGACAUGAGAGCCGUGACAAAAUGUAGCCUAAUGACUCAAGUGAAGGGUUUCCCAAAAAAUUGUGUGUUUAGUGAGUGGGUAGCAUUCAGGAAAAAAAGAAGAAAAAAGUUUCCGCUAUUAUCAAGUGAACACUUAUGGAAAUAUACCGAAAGACCAUGGUAUAUUUGUCUUGAUAUGGACGAGUCUGAUUUUAAAAGAGAAACUGGGGUAUGAUCUUAGGUAACUGCAUGGUUGAUAACUCUCACCUUUUUUUUUUUGCUACGUUUUCACCAAAUAUUACUUUGCCGUAAGGCUUUUCCUCGCUCUCCCCUCGUGGUUGUUUCUUCUGAACAGUGUGCAAAACAGCAUGUUGGCUGGGAGCCUAUCUAGCACAGUGUCAAAGCUGUCUAGCGAGACAUACUCUACCCCGAUUUGGUUAUCACCCCCUGAUUUGUAUAAAGUUCAUUCUUGCUCAACUCGGAUAACAUCAACAGUCAAAUUCUAAAAUUAUUCCACACAGCACCUCCUUUCAAUGACCAAAUGGAAAUCAGUCAUUUUUCAUUCUAAAUAGUAUCUGGUGAUCCUCCAUAUUUUCCUAUUCAAGCAAAUGUCUGCAAUGACCUAAAUAUUGCCUGCUGAGAAUGCUUUUAUGCAAAGCAUUUGUGAUCAAUGUGAGAAGUUGAAAAAGGCCUUUUGGAUGUUCGAAACAAGUGCUGACUAUGUAAUGACACCAACAUUUAUGCUUUAUGUACGUCCACUUGUUAAUUCUGACCCCUUUCCAAUGGCUUGAUUGCUGAUUUUAAAAAUGUCCUUCACAAGUGUCCCUUUUCACGCAACUGAAUGGCCUGUGAUGUUGUAACAAAUCGGGGUUUGUUACUUACUACUGUGGGGGCUGUUUGAUAGUCUAGCAGUUCCUCUAUAAAAGCCCCCCUCUGUCUUUUUCAGCAGAGCAGCUCUGCACCUGCAAGUAACAGCUUCUUGCUUCAGGGCUCUCUCUGUGCUUAAGACUCCCACGUAGCUUUUCUGGUUAGCCCUAACAUACACUAAGGGGAAACUAGGGGAAAUAAGGACAGGCAUGCAAAAAAUGUCUCCCAGAUGUUCCAUUAGUCUUGCCAAAGUGGAAGCAGGCAGGCAAUGACACCUAAAGUGUUGCAUGUGAAUUGGACAAUUGUAGCUUGUCUGAGAGGUGGGUUGUUUGCACCUGUUAUUUUGUAAAAGUGAUUCAUUAACUAAAUAAACAUUAAUAUUAAACUGUCUUUAUUUACACUAAGUUACAGUGCCUAUAGAAAGUUGACACUCCCCUUGGAUUUCUUCACAUUUUGUGUUACAAAGUGGUAUUCAAAUUGAUUUAAUUGUAAUUUUUUGUCAACGAUCUACACAACACUCUUUUAAGGUGAAUGAAAAAUAAAAUACUAAUAUAACUUCAUUGAGAAGUAUUCAAACCCAUGUUAGAAACACCUUUGGCAGUGAUUACAUCUGUGUCUCCUUGGGUAAGUCUCAUAAGAGCUUUGCACACCUGUAUUGUGCAAUAUUUGCCCAUUAUUAUUUUUUUAAAUUCUUCAAGCUCUGUCAAGUUGUUCGGGAUCAUGGCUAGACAGCAAUUUUCAAGUCUUGACAUAGAUUUUCAAGCAGGAACAUUCACUGUCUUCUUGGUAAGCAGCUCCAGUGUAGAUUUUGCUUUGUGUUGUAGGUUAUUGUCCUGCUGAAAGGUGAAUUCCUCUCCCAGUGACUGGUGUGAAGCAGGUUUUCCUCUAGGAUUUUGCCUGUGCUAGCUCCAUCCCUUUUCUUUUCAUCCUGAAAAACUCCCCAGUCUUUGCCGAUGUCAAACAUACCCAUACCAUGAUGCAGCCACUACUGUGCUUGAAAAUAAGGAGGCAGUGGCCUCCCGAGUGGCGCAGCGGUCUAAAGCACUGCAUCGCGGCGUCACUACAGCCUGGGGUUCGACCGGGAGUCCCAUAGGGCGCCGCACAAUUGGCCCAGUGUCGUCCGGGUUAGGGGAGGGUUUGGCCGGGGGGGCUUUACUUGGCUCAUCGCGCUAUAGCCACUCCUUCGGUCGUCAGUUGAAAAGGUGUUUCCUCCGACACAUUGGUGCAGCUGGCUUCCGGUUAAGCGAGCAGGUGUUAAGAAGCGUGGCUUGGCGGGUCAUGUUUCGGAGGACGCAUUGACUCGACCUUCGUCUCUCCCGAGCCCGUUGGGGCAACAAAAAAUAAAAUAAGGAGGCUGUUACUCAGUGACGUGUUGUUGGAGUUUCCCCAAACAUAAGGCUUUUUAUUUAGGCCAGAAAGUGUAUUCCUUUCCUGUGUUUUUUGCAGUAUUACUUUAGUGCCUUGUUACAUACAUAUGCAUGUUUUGGAAUAUUUGUAUUCUGUAUAUUUGUAUUCUUUUCACUCUGUCAUUUAGGUCAUUAUUGUGGAGUCAUUACAAUGUUGUUGAUCCAGCCUCAGUUUUCUCCCAUCACAGCCAUUGAACUCUGUACCUGUUUUAAAAUCACCAUUGGCCUCAUGGUGACAUCCCUGAGCAGUUUCCUUCCUAUUCUGCAUCUCAGUUCAGAAGGACGACUGUAUCUUUGUGUCUGGGUGGUUUAAUACAUAAUCCACAGCAUAAUUAUUAACUUGACCAUGCUUAAAGAUAUAUUCAAUGUCCAAUUUGUUAUUGCUACCAAUCACUGACCUUUGAGGCUUUCGAAAAGCUCCCUGGUCUUUGUAGUUUAAUCUGUGCUUGAAAUUCAAUACUUGACUGAGGGACAGAGGAAGGGUUAGUCAUUCAAAAAUCAUGUCAACCCCUAUUAUUUCAUACAGAGUGAGUCCAUAUAACUUAUGUGGUUUGUUAAGCCAAAUAAGACUUUGGAACUAAUUUAGGCUCGCAUAAACCAAGGGGAUGAAUACUUAUGCAACUAUUUUGGUUAGUACAUUUUUAUGAAUUUUUAAAACAUUUAGAAUUUUCUUUUCACUUUGACAUUAUGGAGUAUUUUGUGUAGAUCAAUGACAAACUACAAUUAAAUCUAUUUCAAUCCCACUUCGUAACGCAACAAAAUGUGAAAAAAGUUCAAGGGGGUGUAGACUUUAUAUAGGCACUGCAACUUAGACACUUUUAUCCAAAGAGUCUUUAGUCAUGUUAUAUGCAGUCAGUUAUAUGCUAACUUUCUGUAAAAGUGUCCUGGUUCAGUGAGUGAUCAUCUUUGCUCAUGUCAUCUCAGGCACCAUCUGUCAUGGCCUUCCCUGCAACGACGCCAACGGGAAUGAUGGCAUAUGGAAUGGUAAGUGGGGGGGGGGGGUUUAUCUUUUCAAUCUCAUGAAGCCAUGCUUCGGAACCCUUUUUAUAUAAUUUAUAUACAGUACCAGUCAAAAGUUUGGACACCUACUCAUUCAAGGGUUUUUCUUUAUUUUUUACUAUUUUCUACAUUGUAGAAUAAUAGUGAAGACAUCAGAACUGUGAAAUAACACAUAUGGAAUCAUGUAGUAACCAAAAAGGUGUUAAACAAAUCAAAAUAUAUUUGAGAUUCUUCAAAUAGCCACCCUUUGCCUUGAUGACAGCUUUGCACACGCUUGGCAUUCUCUCAACCAGCUUCACCUGGAAUGCUUUUCCAACAGUCUUGAAGGAAUUCCCACAUAUGCUGAGCUCUUGUUGGCUGCUUUUCCUUCACUCUGCCGUCCGACUCAUCCCAAACCAUCUCAAUUGGGUUGAGGUCGGGGGAUUGUGGAGGCCAGGUCAUCUGAUGCAGCACUCCAUCACUCUCCUUCUUGGUAAAAUAGCCCUUACACAGCCUGGAGGUGUUUUGGGUCAUUGUCCUGUUGAAAAACAAAUGAUAGUCCCACUAAGCCCAAACCAGAUGGGAUGGCGUAUCGCUGCAGAAUGCUGUGGUAGCCAUGCUGGUUAAGUGUGUCUUGAAUUCUAAAUAAAUCACAGACAGUGUCACCAGCAAAGCACCCCCACACCAUAACACCACCUCCUCCAUCCUUUACGGUGGGAACCACACAUGCGGAGAUCAUCCGUUCACCCACACCACGUCUCACAAAGACACGGUGGUUGGAACCAAAAAUCUCCAAUUUGGACUCCAGACCAAAGUACACAUUUCCACCGGUCUAAUGUCCAUUGCUCUUGUUUCUUGGCCCAAGCAGGUCUCUUCUUCUUAUCGGUGUCCUUUAGUAGUGGUUUCUUUGCAGCAAUUUGAUUCACACAGUCCCCUCUGACCAGUUGAUGUUGAGAUGUGUCUGUGACUUGAACUCUGUGAAGCAUUUAUUUGGGCUGCAAUUUCUGAGGCUAGUAACUCUAAUGAACUUAUCCUCUGCAGCAGAGGUAACUCUGGGUCUUCCAUUUCUGUGGCGGUCCUCAUGAGAACCAGUUUCAUCAUAGCGCUUGAUGGUUUUUGCGACUGCACUUGAAGAAACUUUCAAAGUUCUUGAAAUGUUCCGUAUUGACUGACCUUCAUGUCUUAAAGUAAUGAUGGACUGUCGUUUCUCUUUGCUUAUUUGAGCUGUUCUUGCCAUAAUUUGGACUUGGUCUUUUACCAAAUAGGGAUAUCUUCUGUAUAGGGGGGGCUACCUUGUCACAACACAACUGAUUGGCUCAAACGCAUUACGAAGGAAAGAAAUUCCACAAAUUAACUUUUAAGAAGGCACACCUGUUAAUUGAAAUGCAUUCCAGGUGACUACCUCAUGAAGCUGGUUGAGAGAAUGCCAAGAGUUUGCAAAGCUAACAGUUUUUUUUAAUUAUAUGAGAAAAAAAAUAUUCAAUUUUAUUUGGAACGGCAAGCCAGACAAAAUUAAAAUGGCAUAUUUAUAUAAUGAAUAUGAAUUCGGAGGACAGAAAUUAAAUAUUAAAGCAUUAGACCUAUCACUAAAAGCUUCAGUCAUACAAAAGUUAUACUUAAAUCCGAACUGGUUCUCAAGCAAAUUAGUAAGAUUGUCUCACCCAAUGUUCAAGAAAGGCCUUUUUCCCUUUAUUCAGAUUACAACAACUCAUUUGCAGUUAUUUGAAAAGGAAAUCAUCUCCCAAAUAUCACUAUUUCUAAAACAAGCCAUAGAAAGUUGGUUGCAAUUUCAAUUUAAUCCUCCAGAAACGACAGAACAAAUAAUGCAACAAAUAUUGUGGUUAAAUUCAAAUAUACUAAUUGACAAAAAACCUUUAUUUUUUGACAAAGUUUAAAAAAGGUAUAAUCUUCGUAAAUGAUAUCAUCGGUAGGACUGGUGGAGUUAUGUCGCACAUGCAGCUAACAAAAACAUAUGGAAAUGUCUGCUCUACCCAAAAUUACAACCAAAUAAUUGCAGCCUUACCGCAAAAGUGGAAGGGGGAGAAAGUAAGGAACUUGUCUGUCGGCCUUGCAUUAAAGAACAUAAUUGGUUAAGGAAAACUGUGAUAAAUAAAAAAGUAUAUCAGUUUCACUUAAGGACCAAAGGAUUGACAGCCGUCCCAUAUAGAUUGCAAAAUAGUUGGGAAGAGAUCUUUGACGUACCGAUCCCAUGGCAUAGUGUUUAUGAACUGACACGCAAAACGACACCGGAUUCAAAAAUUAGAAUCUUUCAAUUUAAAUUAUUAUAUAAAAUUCUUGCUACCAAUAGAAUGUUAUUUAUAUGGGGGAUACAAUCUUCCCAGCUCUGCAGAUUUUGCUGUGAAGAGACAGAAUCAUUAGAUCAUUUGUUUUGGUUCUGUCCAUUUGUAGCUUGUUUUUGGACACAGGUCCAGGAAUGGCUAAAGGAUUGCAAUAUUUACCUGGAGCUAACCUUGCAGAUAGCAUUACUGGGUGAUCUGAAAAGUCAUAGUCAAUCAAUCAAUAAUAUAAUAAUACUUUUAGCAAAAAUGUUUAUUUUUAAUUCACAAUCUGUAGAAGCAAUGAGAAUAGAAAGGUUCAGAACUUUUGUAAAACAUCACAGUACGGUUGAAAUAUAUAUGGCAAAUAGAAAUCCUAUAUGGAUGGUGUUAAGAGAUAGAUGGGAGGUAUUGAAUAGAGUUGAAGGAUGGGACUAAUAACAAAUAACAACAAAUAAUAACAAAGAUAGCUAAUAAUGUAAGCAUACUGUGUCCAUAAUAAGUAUAUAGGUUGUAUGUUGGGAGCUUUUGGGAAAGAGCACAGUUAGAAAGAUAUGGCAUAUAGAAGCAAACCGGAUGGACAUCAUGAAAAUGAUCGGAGAGGUUGAGAGUAGAAGAAGUUCAGGAGCAAAAAAAUUAAAAUAAAAAAAGAAAUAUAUAUAUAUAUAUAGAUAUAUAUAUAUAUAUAUAAUAGAAUUAUUGUAAAAUUAACUCUGUCCAUAAGGUGUAGAUAGUAAGUAUAGACCGGAAGUAGAGGCCUGGGCAUUGUUGUUCACUAAUUUACUCCAAGUAGGGAAAGGAUGGUGGGGUUGAAAAGUAAUGAAGGGGAGUAUAUAUAUAAAAAAAACUAAACAAAAAAACAUGGGGGAUUGGAAGUGAUGCAGACAAUUACAUUGAUAGAAGAUACAAUCUAUCUGCAAUAUUAAGCUGAUCCAUUCCAUAAAUAAAAAAUAAAAAAAAUAAAAAAGAGUUUGCAAAGCUGUCAUUAAGGCAAAGGGUGGCUAUUUGAAGAAUCUGAAAUAUAAUUUGUUUAACACUUUUUUGGUUACAUGAUUCCAUAUGUGUUAUUUCAUAGUUUUGAUGUCUUCACUAUUAUUCUACAAUGUAGAAAAUAGUAAAAAUAAAGAAACCCUGGAAUGAGUAGGUGUGUCCAAACUUUUGACUGGUACUGUAUAUCUAUAUUUAACUUUUAAUUUUUACACGUUCUGAGAAUGUUGCACCAUACUGUAGCUGAGCUUUAUCAAUACCUCUUUCAGGACAUUAAUUGAUGUUGAUUACGUCUCUAAGCCUUUUGUCAGCAAAAAAUGAUCAUUCCACUUUUACUUUGAACCAAUGAAAAUUGUUGUUUGCUGGAUUUACUUCUGAUUCACUCCAGGGGCCCGGGUUCAUAAAGCGUCUCAUAGUAGGUUCAGUUUAGUCUUUUAGAUGGACACAGGGGGCCUGAUCCUAUAUCAGCAUACAGGCCUUAUAUGAAUAUAGGCCUUUCCAAUGCUAAGGUGUCCAUUCCUGUACUUUUAAAGAAGCUAUAAGGCCAACUCCUUACAAUGAUUUAAAAUAUAAAAUGUCACCAGCAUAACACUGCAGCAGCACAAGUGUAGGGGUGGCACAAGUACCGUAUAAUCGUGUAACCGAUGAUUAUGGAUGAAGACCGUCAUGAAAAUAAAAUAACUGACAUAACCGUUUUUUAAAUUUAUUAUUUUUGUGGAAUGAACAGCCGACUGAAGACUGGACGGACGGGCAUUUGUGCGGUCAUCCGAAAUGUCAUUGACCGUGGAAUUCCAUGACCAUCCAAGAGCUUGUGCUGUUUUCAGCAGGUGUUAUAUUGUGGGGGUUAAAAGAGCUGCUGCUCCUACAGACCAAAGUGCCACUACACUGUGUCCGUCAUGAUUGAUGUACUGUAUUCUAACAGGCCCACAAUGUGGUUCCUAAAGUCCCAUUUGGAUAUACAUUUAGCUGUUUUCGCUGCAUAACAUUUAGAAGUUUAGAAGAAGUGACUGCUAAAUGCUAACUCCCAUUCGUAUAAGCUGGUGGCAUAGCUAGCACUUAGAAAUUGGUCGUGGUAGUCAGUUGUUGGUAACUGUAAUGCAGUUGAUUGGUUAAGAUGACAUGGACAUGUAUUGGGGUUGACAACCAUACAAGCAUUAUACUUCGAUUUUUACCUCAACAUAGGUUAUUGUCUAUAUGUGUAUUUCACACUAACUGUAGGCACAUUUUGCUGGGGGGGGGGGGGUAAUGAGGAGAUUCGGGAUCUUUCCCCCACAGGAUCUUUCCCCCACGCUUUUCCAUUGUUUUGGUCGAGUUCGAUUGACCUCUUUACUGCAUGUAUACCAUAGAAAUAGAAUGAAUAGAACGGGCGUCCCCAUUCAAGUCAAUGAUGACAUAAUGGCUGGACUGGCGGCCAUAGGAGAAAAUCAGGAAGUGUACCCAUCAAUAUGUGCUGUUAUUUGUUGAUUCAACUCAACUGACAUUACAAAAAAUAUAUUCCAUUGCAUGAGCCACAUCAGUUAAGAUCAUUUGAAUGAAUAUUCUACAUUACCAUGGAAAUGAUUGCACCACAAUACCAGGCAGCCAUUGCGAGUGUACCCAUGAGUUUACCAGUCAAAUUGCCCGGGCUAGAGGUUCCAAGCCCGUUCUAUUCAUUCUUUCUAUGGGGAAUACCUUGUGUUUUUAAUCAGUGUUUGGCUUUUGAAACAUGUGACACUAGAACCAAUUUGUGACAGUGUAUUGCACAGUAUAGUGUAGACUAUGUUCUCGUUAAUUUCUACAUCCACAGACGAGCCAAAAGGUCCAUGACGAAUCAAAUGGGAAAAGUGACAGAAAUGUCUUGUAAUGAUUGACGAUGCCAAGCGCUACUCAUACUCUCAAAAUGCAUCACAAGAUGGGCGGAUUCAGCUGUAGCGGUUAACUUUUACUGCCCAGUGCUCGUCUCAUUACGGAGCUGCUGUAUAUUUGAACUAUAGUUAAUUAGUAACCAGAGUUAAAUCAGCUGAGGACAACUUGAACAAUGAUUUGUUCUGUUCAAAUUACACUGCGCUUGAGACUGAGACAUCGUACUACUACGUAACCCGUCAUGUGUCACUGAAAUAACACGAGCAGUUAUGUCAGAAUGAUUGCCAUUUCUUCAGCAGGAUGGCUUUUUUAAUUUUGUUUGCUUGUUUAUCUUCCUUCAGCCUCCCCAGAUGGGUUCCAUGGCCAUGAUGAACCAGCCCACCAUGAUGUACAGCCAACCGGUCAUGAGGCCGGCCAACCCCUUUGGCCAGGCCCCAGCAGCACAG